This is a messenger RNA of Osmia bicornis bicornis, 2557 nucleotides long. Its product is annotated as zinc finger protein 480-like. The record is from RefSeq and is a predicted model, not a curated record. Gene Ontology annotation, biological process: regulation of transcription by RNA polymerase II. Gene Ontology annotation, molecular function: DNA-binding transcription factor activity, RNA polymerase II-specific; RNA polymerase II transcription regulatory region sequence-specific DNA binding. Gene Ontology annotation, cellular component: nucleus. Lineage: Eukaryota; Metazoa; Arthropoda; Insecta; Hymenoptera; Megachilidae. Bases 305 to 2467 code for a protein of 720 amino acids. The transcript has 8 exons.
AAUUUCAGAACGCGAAGACGCUUCCUGAAAAGUAAAACCAACUUGUGCUUGCUGAUAGAUGUCAAAGCAAAGUUAGAUUGUAAAAAACAGGUUUAGGUUGGACUAUUUACGAAUGCAGUGAACCUAACCUAUUUUCCAAUGCAACAUUUGCAAUGUUAAGGUGGCGUCACUUGCUUACUGGGGUAUAGAGAGGAAAAUAUUGUAUUGGCGCGUAUCGACCGAGCAAAAACAAUUUUUUCCAUCGCUACUUAUACAAUUCAACUAUUUAACACAGACAACGAUAAUUAAAUAGGACAAAACUACUAUGGAAUUGUCGCAUGAAAUCUUGGAUACAAUAGAUAUUAAUAAUGACAAAGAUGUGAUGGAAGUAUUGAAGCAAGCAGUUACCCAAGAAAAUGUUAUAUUGCAAUCAGAAACUACCGAAGAUUCUAUGGAAACAGAAAUAGAAGAAAUUAUAGAAAUAAUAGAAGAAAUAGAAGAGGAUAAAGAAGAACCUAUGCAAACUGAUGACAUUGUGGUUGAUGAUGAAAAUACAGAUGUACAAGAUGAUGAUCAUGACAAAGGUAUAGAAAUACUGGGAAAUGAAGAGUUUGAUAAAGAUUCUGAGAUAAAAGUUUAUGCUUUUGAUGAAAAUAGUUCGGGGUUUAAAACGAACUCGGAGAAAGAAAAGGAGAAGAAAGAUCAAUUAUGUAAAAAUAAUAAAAAACAAGUUAUAACGUACGAUGUGGACGAAGACUGGCAAGACGAAGAUAUGGAAGAAGAAGGAGAGUUUGAGCAAAAUUCUGACAUACUGAAUCAUUGCACGGAAUCCGUACAAAGACAGAAAAGCGAGGAUAAAAAAUGUACAAAUAAUCAAGUAAUUAGUUUCCCUUUACAAAUAAAUAAAACAGAAAGUAACGAUAACAUAGGAUCUCUGGAUAAAACGGAAAAAUCUAAAUCGAAUCAAGAUUAUAAAUGUAACAUGAAUAAUAUUGAAAAUGUUGAUAAUAAUGCGAGUCAUGAAAUAGUAAAAAAUGUGGAAAAUAAUUUAUUGUACACUGUUCUUGGCACUAAAAAGCAUAGUUCUGUGAAGACAUUGCAAACAGAUAAACUUUCGGAUGCUCAAUACAUUAAGAUGGAGCAACUCGACGAAAGUUCUAUACCAGUUGGAGGAACAAUUUACUAUGAAGGAGAAAAUAUAGAAACAUUAUACGUAGCACAGGCUGUAGAUGAGAAUGAGCAGUACUCUUAUGAUGCUGCAACAAUAGAAAAUGAAGAACAGGUGUGGGAAGCAGGUAAUUCUGACAGCAAUCAAAAUCAAGAAAAAGAAAAUGAAAAGGAUCAAAUAUUUUUACACGAGGAUGAAGAUGGUCAAUUAUAUUUCAAAGAUGAUAGCGGAGCUUUACAACCAGUAUAUUUAACCGAAGACGGACAUUAUGCUAUCGCAGAGAGUAACGAUGAUCAUGAUGCUAGGGAAUCACAAAUGAAAUCUGAGCAGAAUAUCAGACAGGUUGAAGAGGAAUCAUUUUCCGUGCCAGAUAAUGAACUCAAAUUUCAUAAUAAUAAACAGAAUUCAGUACUGUCAGCUGCUGAUAUUGACAAUGAAGAUAACACAGUGACCAUCUCCUUGAUAAUAUCUGAAGAUGAACACGGACAAAAAAGAACCCAAGUCAUUAUACCAACAACAGAUAACUUGAAAUGUGAUAUUUGUAAUAAAAGUUUUAAAACAUCUUUCCAGUUACUUCGACAUAACAGACUAAAACAUGCCCGUGAAGAAGAUAUUACAACCAGAAAUUUCCCUUGUGAUUUAUGUCCUAAAAGGUAUCCAGAUCAAAAUUCUCUAGCUCGUCACAGAAAAACUCAUACUGGUGACCGACCAUUUCAGUGCCUCGAGUGUCACAAAAACUUUCCAACGUCCACUGCUCUACGUCGUCACUUAACCCUUCAUAACUCGCAAUCCCGACCUCUUCCGUGCAUUUACUGUGGUCGUCGGUUCGUCGAAAAAGCUAGUUUGGUGAAACACGAGCAGUCACAUUUGGCUGGUGAUCAGCGGACCCACACUUGCGAUGUAUGUCAUAAGUCAUUCUUACAUGCAACUGAUCUCAAUCUACAUAAAAAGUAUCAUGAUCCUGAUAAGAAAUUUGACUGUGAGGUUUGUGGUCGAGAGUUCAACAGAUUGAACAAUUUGCAGAGACAUAUGAUGGUACAUCAACAACAAGGGGCAAACGAGGAAAUACUCUCUUGCGACGUGUGCGGUAUCACGUAUAAAUUCAUGAGUUCAUUAACAAGGCACAUGGUAACAACACAUAUGAACCCGGAAAAACUGAGGCAACAAGCGGAAGAACAAAGAAGAAAACGUGAAAAUAACUAUCGACGUUAUUUAGAAAAUCGAAAAAUGUACGAAACACAACAGUCAGGAGGAUAUGCUACAAAACGCGGUUAUCAUAGCGCGCGUAUACUUAGUGGGAAUAACGACGAAACAGCUUGAAUUUUAUUUUUUAGGUAAUCACCUAACUGUCAGGAACAAAGAUCGCAUUGAAACUAUGAAUUUUUCAAAAUAAAACAAAGGAAAACAGAA